This is a messenger RNA of Dendronephthya gigantea, 2946 nucleotides long. RefSeq lists its product as uncharacterized. The record is from RefSeq and is a predicted model, not a curated record. Bases 426 to 2195 code for a protein of 589 amino acids. Lineage: Eukaryota; Metazoa; Cnidaria; Anthozoa; Malacalcyonacea; Nephtheidae. The transcript is spliced from 6 exons.
AAUAUUUUUACGCGAAUGUUUGAGAUUCUUGUUUUGCGAGCUUUCCCCUGAGGGACCUGAUGCAUGUAUAAAUAGGGCCAGUAUAAUAAAGUGAUGUAGGAUUGCAGUUGUUGCAUAAGAUAACAAAGAGUCUCAUUGACUGCCGGUCAGUCCGCGACAUCGCGAGAGGAUUAAAUUUAACAACGUGGUAUUGAAUUACAAAGACCCGCGAUUUGUGUUUCUAUGGAUUUGCUGUGCCACGCGAAAACUUUCAACAUAAGUUUACUAACAAUUUCCCAGCUAUGAAUUAAUAAGUUCUCGUUUGCACCGAAGCUAACAAACUACCGGUACCAGAUUAACCAACGGUUACGGCGUAGCGAUCGCCAGUACAUGGGAAUCAAAACUUAUGUUUUGCAUUUUGCACACAGCUUGGUAACAUAAAGGAAAUGGCAAGACAGCUGGCAGCAUUAACAAGAAACACAAGAAAUCGACACAGCCCAAUUGCAGUCAAAGACUCAACAUAUCUCGGAAUCAACCACACUCUUCAGACGACUACACUGACCCUAAAUGGACAGCUGAACACACCUGAUUUCAGUGCAUUUAAAACCCCUCCAGAGGGGCACACCCCUGUCGAUCAGAACCACUUUGAUUACGAUGAUGAUACUUUGAAAAAGUUUCAAAUAACACAUAACAUUUCAUUAUCCUUAUGUGAUAAACAGUUGAAUGACUCAGGCAUUGAGAAUGUUGAACUGAUGGAUGUGGAGCAUUGCUCGAAACAUAACAACAUUGAAGCAAUUAAGACUAACGAUGAUGAUGAACCAAUUAAGACUAAUGAAGAUGAUGCCUUUGAGUACCACACUCCACCUACAGAAUUCCAAGAUGCCAGUGUUAAGGAUGGCAGUGUUGUCCCACCAUUCGGCUUCCCGCCAAAAUCCGAUGAACUUAUCAAUUCUGUCAUCGAAUUGCUCUCAAAAACCGCCGAGGAUUAUGAAGCAACUGCCGACGUUUGCCCGUCGGGAGAAAACGAAGAGAUUUCACGCGAUGGAAAUGAAGAAAAAAGCAAAGAAAACGAAGAACUAUUUGAGCCUAAGCAAAACAAUCACCAGGUAGGCAAAGGUCCCGAGGUGAUCCCGGAAAAGGAUGGUUUGGACUUGGACCCCGAUGUGAAAGUAAAUCUUGAACGAGGGAGUUCAGAAAAAGACAGUCUAGAUGGCUCUCCUCAUAGCCGUAGAAGUUUCAUUCAGGAGGAAGAUGAUUCAGGCAUUUCCAUGGUAGAUGAAAGCGACAUAGUGCAGGAAGCAACGAUGACAAAUGGUCAUCAUUUUGAGGCGAAAAAAGAGUGCAAAUUUCAAGUUGAAAACGACAAAAAGGACGUGAAUGAAUUGCUGGAAGGAAGCCAUGACGAUGCACAAAACAAGAGGACAGACACCAGCACACGAGCAGAGAAAAAGACGUGUAAUUCUGAGCCUGAAUCAAAAGAUACUAAAUCUAAUCAAAAUUAUGGCAAAUUGAACGAGGCCGAUGGCAAAUAUACACGUUCUAACGAGGAGCAGGAGAUGAAGUGUAAGAAAUCAAACAGUUUUGAGAACGAACAAGACUCCACCGUGGGUUGGCAAACUAGCCAUAAACGAAUGAGUAGAAAGCGACAGGAAAAAGAAUACGAAAGAAUGCAAUAUGGUAACGAUAAUAAUUGUACGGAAAAUAGGGUAAAUCCUAGAGAAACGACCUCCAGAAGGUCUAGCGGGAAAAAUAAAGGGAGACUGGAAAAGUCUGAUGAAUACAGUAGGACGGCAGAUAAACACAGUGAUGAUAGAGGAAGAGAGAAAGGCGCUUGGACCAGCAAACGUGGCGAUGAGAAUGAUUUUCACGAGAGUCCUAAACGCUCUGGACGCCGUGGGCCCUUGGCUUCUAGGAAAUCUGAAAGUAAAUAUGCAAAGAAUGCUGGUCGAGAGAGGAACGGAGACAAGCAUACUGGGAAAACUGAAAGCGGUGCUCAGAAUGCAAAGCCAGCACCGAGUGUGUUUUCCUACAGAGAUGCGCUUCUGAAAGUCGGCUCCAAAGUUCAAAGUGCAAAGGACCCAACACAGGCCAAUUCUAAAACGGACAAAGUGUUCAACUUUGAAUCCGCAGUGAGUUACUUAUCAGCAGUUUGGACGAGCGUCGAUAAUUUACACAAAAAAGAUCCCUCCAAAGUCUACAUCUACAAUGGUGAAUAAUUGGAAUAACGAAGAUUUUGAAAACGGACUCCCCAAAUUUAUUUUGAACAGAGCUAUUAAUGUGUGCAGAAAAGAUUAAAUUAUUAUGAACUAAUCAAAAAUAACGGCAUAAAAAUUAAAGAUAGAUAUUUUUCUUAAUAUCUCCAAGAGGUUAACAGAGUAAAACCUUGUCAAAAAUUUCCAGAUUUACGAAGAUUUUCAUCUUUAUAUAAAAGGUUGAAAUUGUUAAUGAUGAUUCAAUUUGCUCCUCGCAUUGGUCAAAAGCGAAGGGUAUUUAGUCUAUAGAUCUUCAAACGGUACUUCAGCAAACCAAGAAUUGUAUUUCAAAGUAACUUGAUUAUUUUUCAAAGAUAUUUACCUUUAUAGUUGAUUAAACUUUCAAAUUGCAGAAUCUACCGUCCAGCUUGCCAAAGAAAGUCGGGAAAAGGUUCGUUUAGGACCUUCCAUGAACCACUAUUUGUACAACUUACUGGAGGUGGAAAUCAACCUACAGUUUUCAUAGAAUAUGAAGAUUUUUCAGUCAGCCUUGGACCAGCAUUUCCCAGCCAAAACAAACCAAACCUUUUCCCGUCUAAUUUGACAAGGUUUCUGUAUGUUUCUGUCCAAGCACUAAGCCUAUAGCAAUGGGUACAGAAAAGAUGUUACUAACAGGGCCUAAGGCUUAACUUAUAUUAGAUUGCAAUGUUUGUCUAGUUUAACCUAAAUAUACGAUGUUAUUUAAUUGUAUCUUCAGAAUGCAAAUAGUAAUAUA